AAAGAGACGAUGGGACAAUGGACAUCAGCUCACCAACAGAGAGAAAUGUCUGGUUCAUCCCAGGUCAAAGAGCUGACAGAAGUAAACCUACGAGGCCAGGCACCGAUAGAAUUAAAGUUUCCAAGCGAGUUGAAUGAUACCCUUUCUAAAACACGGAGACUACAUGUUUUUGAUGAGUCAGGAUGGAAUGUGUAUAAGAGACAUGUAAACACCGAUCGCUACCUAAAGCUUGAACAUUAUACUACCAAUGUCUCUGUUAUUGGAUAUGGAGAAGAAUAUCAUCGGCGUAUAUCUUGGAAUAUCGAUGACGAUGGAGCUUGGAUAGUAUUUGAAGAUAUAUUAGCACUACAUCUAGUAGAAAAGAUCUCUGCACUGGCUCCAUUGUGUGAAAAAGUGGAACAUAUUACCAUUGACUUUGACCACGAUCUGGAUAUUCAAAGGCAUGGAUCAAAACCUUUCAUUCCUAUGAGAUCUGUCCUCACCGUUUGCCUUCGCUCAAUUUUUGCACCACUCCGUGACUCAUUAUGGACCGUCAGCAAGUGUUUUCCAAAUGCAAAGAGUCUUGUGCUGGAUUGCGAAUUAGCAUUAUUUGAAUCCACUUCCAGACACCACUCUGGCAUCCCGCUGUCUUCAAUGAGAAGAUUGGAAUUACAUGUAACUAACAAACGUGACCCCGAUACUCUUGACAACCUUUUUGUUUUGCUUUGUUCUUCCUGUCAAAACAUUGAAUUCCUCACCGUCACAAGCUAUAGAACUCUCAAAUGGAAGAAGUCAAGUACAGCCAUUACAGAAUGUAAAUUGAAUUAUCUGACUGAUAUCCAUCUUCAAUCUCAUCGGUCUGGAGAGCACUAUACAUUUCAACUGUUAGCAGACUUACUACAUGUAGGUCCUAGUUUGAAAUUUGUCAAAUUAGAAAGUGUACAGCUAGGAGAUGUAGUAUUGGAGAGUGUUGAAUGGUCCAGAACAUCUACAGAUUGUGGGUUGCAAAUUAAAGGUGCAUCAGCGGCUGUACCCAUAACUGACAUAAUUGGUCUUACAACUAGUGACCUUAAAGCGGUAACCGUCUUUACAUUAGUCAGUUGCGAGAUUGAUUUUGGUCAGUCUGGACGUAAGUCUCCGCAAAGUCCGAAGGAACUUGGUACACUUCGGGAAAUCAGGUUCGCUGGUUCAGAAAACCCACUUUCUGAAUCUGAUAGGAACAAGCUUUCGAAGUUGUAUCCUAAUGUCACAGUGACUACGACAGUAAUUCAGGAGAGUCAGGAAUCACAUGAAGAUUCUCAGGAGGGUGCAGGGAUACCUUCCAAGUUGGAUAAGGCCUCCUUUGAAUCACUCAAAACCUCUGCCAUAGUACCUGAUGACGGAGAUGUCGAAACAACCAACAAGGAGUGCUGCAAGAGAGUUGGAGCCGAUGGUGGUAGACUGCGGCUAGAGUCCUUUGGGAUUGAACUUGAGAUACCUCCUGGUGCAAUCGACAGCAACGAGCCACAUGAAAUUUCUCUACGUGCCCUGAUUCAUACUCCUAAUCUUGGUGACACCAAAGAAGAGAUGUCAGUCUGCUUUGGUGUACAGUGCUUAGCUCCUGAUGACUUAGUCCUAAGGUCACCGGUGACUUACACAAUACCUCAUUGCGCUGUUGCAUCACGGUACUCCGGUUUAGAGGCAGUCUUGUAUACAGGAGAGGGGGAAUACUCAUCGCAUGCAGUUGUUAAAGAACGGAAAGUACUGUCAAGGUCUGGAAUACCCAGCUGUAAGAUCAUGAAGGACGUACUCGAACUCAAGAUGGAUCAUUUUUCGUGGGCAAAGAUUAAGAUCAGGAUCAAGAACUUCUUCUUCCGCGGAAAGAGGAUGUGCUUUUGGCCGUUUAAACAGAUGAACCUGCCCCUAGCUAAGACACCCGUUAUAUUACAUGCACAUCUAUUUGACGAUGUGAAGGGGAACAAGGUUCAUUCUAUUCACCUUCUUCUUGAAGGCCAAGUCCACCCUGUUGCACCCACAAAUGUAAUAACGCCCACAAAUGUAAUAACACCGACAAAUGUAAUAACACUUUACCCACAAAUGUAAUAACGCCCACAAAUGUAAUACUUUACCCACAAAUGUAAUAAUUUCACCCACAAAUGUAAUAUUGCACUUUACCCACAAAUGUAAUAUUUUUUGAUCGCCCACAAAUGUAAUAAUGACUUUACCCACAAAUGUAAUUAAUUUGAAGGGAUUUUGGGCGAAUCCGUUCUAGACCAAAAUCGUAUAGUAAUGCGUUCAUAUAGCACAAAAGUGCAAAGUCUUGUUUUUCCAGACCCGGUUAAUUCAAAAUUUAUAAUAUAAGUGCAAAGUCUUUUUUCCAGACCCGGUUGUUUCAAAGAUUAUAAUAUAAGUCCAAAGUCUUUUUUCCAGACCCGGUUGUUUAAAAAAUUAUAAUAUAAGUCCAAAGUCUUUUUCCAGACCCGGUAAAUUAAAAAAAUAUAAUAUAAGUCCAAAGUCUUUUUUCCAGACCCGGUUUUUUUUUUUUUUAUUAUAAUAUAAGUCCAAAGUCUUUUUCCAGACUCGGUUAUUUCAAAAAUUAUAAUAUCAGUCCAAAGUCUUUUUUCAGACCUGGUUGUUUCAAAAAUUAUAAUUCAAGACCAAAGUCUUUUUUCCAGACCCGGUUAUUUCAAAAUUAUAAUAUAAGUCCAAACUAAGAUAGGAUAAUGAUAUUCCAGUGGAAUGAAAAUGAGAAUCGAGCUUAGUCUUUUCUCCAGACCCAGUUAAUUAAAACUGUUGGAAUAAAUGUCUUUGUUGUUGUUUUAACUUAUACUGCGCAUAUUGUGAAUAUAUGCACUAAGAGUAAAUUGAGAACUAAGCGUAGUCUUUUCUCCAGACCCGGUUACUUAAAACUAAAAACUAAAACCCUAUAGUAAUGCGUUCAUAUACAUGUAGCAUAAAAGUGCAAAGUCUUUUUUCCAGACCUGGUUAAUUCAAAGAUUAUAAUAUAAGUUAAAAGUCUUUUUUUCCAGACCCGGUUGUCUCAAAAAUUAUAAUAUAGGUCCAAAGUCUUUUUUCCAGACCCGGUUGUUUAAAAAAGUAUAAUAUAAGUCCAAACUAAGAUACCAUAAUGAUAUUCCAGUGGAAUAAAAAUGAAAAUCGAGCUUAGUCUUUUCUCCAAACCCUGUUAUUCCAAAAUUAUAAAUAUCAAUACAACAACAACAAAAACAGUAUAAAGACCCAAUAAUCUCAUAAAUGAUGGCUAACAUGGACAUAUAGCGUAGCCUUUUAGCCAGACCCAGUUAUUUUUUUCAAAAUAUCGCUAAUAGUAAUAAUAAAUAAAUUCAAAAUCUAAGACCAAACAAUUCUUCAACCUAAGAACCUGUUUUAAAAAGAGGUUUAGAGCGUUGUCUUUAUUCAAGACCUAAUCAUU
This is a messenger RNA of Lytechinus pictus (painted urchin), 3388 nucleotides long. RefSeq lists its product as uncharacterized. NCBI's taxonomy places the organism in Eukaryota, Metazoa, Echinodermata, Echinoidea, Temnopleuroida, Toxopneustidae. Bases 10 to 2061 code for a protein of 683 amino acids. Gene Ontology annotation, molecular function: netrin receptor activity. The transcript has 6 exons. Gene Ontology annotation, biological process: netrin-activated signaling pathway. The record is from RefSeq and is a predicted model, not a curated record. Gene Ontology annotation, cellular component: membrane.